AUGGGCAAACAAACGCAAUUGUUUGCAGGACUAUCUCUCUGCUCGACGGGCCUGGACCUGAAUGUAAAGGAUCAAGUUCGCAAGACGAUUGUCGCGUGUGGCGGUUGUUUCCACGACGACCUCAAUGUGGAAAUCACAACUCACGUGAUUGCUACGGCUGUGGGCUCUCUGAAGUACCGCGUUGCUGUGGCCCACGAGCUUCCCGUGGCGUCUCCUCGUUGGGUCUUUGAGAGCUUUCGAGCCGAGAAGCUGCUGGACGUUCAGGAGUUCAAGCUCAGGGCCCUGGAAGGAAUGGGGGUGUGUACAUCUGGACUCACUGUUGAAGCAAAAGACACGGUGGAGCACUUGGCCACGACGCUCGGAGCGCAAUACGAUGGACGCUUAGAGCUGGGGUUCACUAGUGUACUCAUUGCACAGCAUCCAGAAGGAGCCAAGUACGAAGCAGCGGUGGACAACGACAUUCCCGUCGUGCAUCUUGGGUGGCUGUAUGCAUGCUUGGAGCGCCAAAGGCUCGUGGAAGAAGACGAGUUUGCAUUGUUGCCGGAAGCAGUGGAUCCAGGUUUGCAACACGCGAGGCAUACCGUGGAUCAGCGAAUACGCGCGCAAGAACUUGUUGCAGCGUUGCCUGAGCACGUGAGAAACUAUCGUCGCACACAGAAGGAGCACAGGGACGACGCUACUGCAGACGAAGAAGACGAUGCGCAAUGGACCGACUUGUUCGACUGCUGCGUUCUCUAUCUGCUGGGCUUUCCACCACAGAUGACGACGCUACUGCAGCAGUUGAUCCGGGCUGGCAUGGGGACAAUAUACCAUACGCUCGUGACGCGACACGUGACACAUGUGAUCGUGAGCGCGUCGUUGUCGGAUAAGCAGGCGCUGGAAACCAUGAAGGCUCGCGUGGCUACUGACACAAGCAGUAGCAUGGUGCACUUCGUGUCGACGAGUUGGCUUCUCGACUGUGUCAAGUGCUUGGACUUGCAACCCGAAGAAUUGUACCCAGUUGAGCUGGACGGGAAUGUCCUGACGCUUGCACAUCAACUGAGUGCGAACACGACCCCGACCGUCAUCCACAACGGCGAUUCUCUGCUUGCUUCCGACCAAGCACACGUCAAGGCAACAAAGGCAGUGAGCUUGGAUUCAAGUACCGUGCCCGAAGAAUCAUUGCAACGAGCAGACGGCAGCAGUGCCAUGGCGAAAGAGCUGACCAUGCCGCAGCCUUGUUCCACGACAAAACAGGCUCGUAUCUUUGCAGGUUACUCCUUCUUGCUGCUCUGCCGAGACCCUGAAGACGAGCACGCGAUUGCACCAAUGCUCGCAAAUAUUCGAGGAGAGCGAGGAGGUGCCGAGGCAAUCGCCAUUGCUGCCAUUGAUUUUCCACACGUCGAUCCAGAACAGUUUGUGUUUGUCAGUCAUGCAGUCGUGUGCACUGGCGCAGUGAUGGAUGAACAGGCGUCACUGAAAAUCCAAGACCGCAUCCACGACUUUCAGCGCAACUGCAAUGCAGGAGAUCCAGUCGAUGAUGAUAACGCAGAAGACGUUGCUGACCGAUCUCUGAAGCGAGUGCGGCACAACAAGUCGAAGCCGCGACAACGGUUGUUGCAAUUCGUGUCGGAUCUGUGGGUGAACUGCUCGCUAGCAGCGAGGACCAAAUUGUCGUUUGCGUCGCAUGAACUCUUUGGAAUCAGCGCCAACUAUCCACGGGCCUUGUUCCCAAACUCCGUUCCACUACCAGGCUUUGAACAUGUGGUGGCCUCCACUUCAGUAUAUCGUGACGUUGAACAGCUUGUGGUUGUUGAACUCUUACGGAUUGCUGGUGCUCAGGUUACGAGCACACUGAGCAAGCGAAACACUCACCUCGUCUGUCUUCUGCCCUUUGGUAUGAAAUACGAUAAGGCUGUCAAGAGGAAGCUGCAUGUCGUUCGAGCGCGCUGGGUGGUGGAUAGUCUGGUAGCAGGCAAGCGUCUUCGUGAAGACAUGUCGGGUUUCCGUGUGAUCGACGGUGAUGAAACCAGCAGUUUUUCGCACGUUGCAAGCAGUGAUACCGCCUACUCGGCAUGUUCCUCAAGCUCGUCUGCGAAGUAG
Hyaloperonospora brassicae is the source of this 2082-nucleotide messenger RNA. NCBI's taxonomy places the organism in Eukaryota, Oomycota, Peronosporomycetes, Peronosporales, Peronosporaceae. The record is from the annotation of a GenBank genome assembly.